Molecule: messenger RNA, 624 nt
Organism: Saprolegnia diclina VS20
Lineage: Eukaryota; Oomycota; Saprolegniomycetes; Saprolegniales; Saprolegniaceae
Exons: 2
Coding region: 1-624 (207 amino acids)
Molecular function (GO): GTPase activity; GTP binding
Source: RefSeq, a predicted model, not a curated record
AUGGACGAGAUGGGCAUUGACCGCAAGAUCGUCAUCCUCGGGUGCACGGACACGGGCAAGACGUCGCUGACGAUCCGGUACUGCCACAACAACUUUGCGACGCCGACGGCCGCGACCAUCGGCGCGUCCUUCCUCCAGAAGCGCAUUCUCGUCGACCGGCAGAAAAUGACGCUGCAGAUUUGGGACACGGCCGGCCAAGAGCGCUUCAAGUCGAUGGCCUCCAUGUACUACCGCAACGCCAAGGCCGCGAUCCUCGUGUUUGACGUGACAAAGGAAGACACGUUUGACAAGGUCAAGGAGUGGCUGAGCGAGCUGCGAAAACACGUCGACAGCGACAUUGUGCUGGCGCUUGUCGGCAACAAGUGCGACCUCCCGACAAACUUUAACUUUGGCCUCGCCGAGACGUACGCGCGCGAGAUUGGCGCGACGGCCCACCGCACGAGCGCGCAGUCGGGCCACGGCGUGACCGAGAUGUUUGAGACAGUCUCGCGCGGCCUCUUGGCGCAGUAUUUGGACAACGAGCAGAAGGCGACGACGCCCCAAGCGCGGACAGACCCGCUCGAUAAGAUUAGCGUCGUGCCACCGCCGCCGAAACCCAAGCAGCGGUCGUGUCCGGGCUGCUAG